AUGAAUGACAAACUAGUCUUCCUGGGCCUGCUGUACUUCGUCCAGGGCAUCCCCUACGGUCUCCAGUCGUCCCUGCUCCCUGUCUACCUGCGCGGAGCCGGUCAUUCCCUCACCCGCAUCGGCUUCACCAAGAUCCUCUACUUCCCCUGGGUCCUCAAGGUGCUCUGGGCCCCUUUCGUGGACCGGGUGGGCACCAAGCGGCGCUGGCUGGUGGGGACGGUGUCUGGGCUGGCUUUGACAUGCCUCUCCAGUGCCGCCCUGGCCCCAGAAGCACAUAUCUGGGGAGUAGCAGGAACCCUGUUGGCCAUGAACUCCUUGGCAUCUGUCCAGGACAUUGCUGUAGACGGGGCCGCCGUGGGGUUGUUGAAAGGUCGUGGGGAGCUGGGGCUGGGCAACACAGCCCAGGUGGUGGGCUAUAAAGCCGGGUCGGUGUUUGCCGGAGGAGGGCUGCUGGCUGUGAUAGACGUGGCGGGAUGGAGCUGGAUGUUUAUGCUGCUGACGUUUGUGUACGCAGGCGUGGCCCUGUUUGUGUGGGGGGCCCCCGUGCUGGACGAUGAGCCUGUGAGGGGCCAGCAGGCAGAUGGCAGCAGGAGGGGAGGGCAGGAAGCAGACGCUAUGAGGCCGUGGAGGGUGUGGAGGAAGCUGCUGGCAGUGCCCGGCACCCCUUGGACAGUCCUGUACGUGCUGACGUACAAACUAGGUGAGCAGGGUGCAGUGACCAUGUUUCCUCUCUUCCUUUUGGAUCAUCACAUGACCGCCAGAGAGCUGGGCUUCUGGAAUGGCGUGAUCGCCAUGGGCUUCUCCAUCUGCGGGUCGUUCCUCGGAGGCCUGCUGCUCGCCCAGUUCAGCAUCGGGGCUCUGAUGCGACGCGUGUUCGUAUUGCGAACCAUCAGCAUGGUCUUCCAGAGCUCUCUACUCACUGUACUGGAACCAUCACCGCUCAUGAAAGGUAUGGCCGUUCUGAGCAUGAGUGUUCAACACUUCCUGGGCGGUCUCAUCACCACGCUCACCUUCACUACCAUGAUGCAUUGCACUCAGAGGGCCGAGGAAAGCAUUCAGGCGACACACUACAGUUUCCUGGCGACCCUGGAGGUGCUGGGAAAGCUGACGUUCAGCGCCUUGGCUGGAGGCGUGGUGGAUUGGUUCGGUUUCCAAGUUGCCUUCCUCUUUUUCCUCACCCUCUCCGCUGGGACGGCCCUGCACGUGUGGACAGCUACCUUCACUGGUGUUUUCAGGGAACACCAGCUCAAAGAACAGCCCAAGUGAGAUCAGGAUCAGGGUGAAAGGUCCUGAUGCGGGGCGCUUGCAGGUGCUUAAAAUGUAUUGAAAUCACUUGAGUUUGUCUACCAGUAUUCAGGCACCUCAAAAGUUCUUGAAUCGUGUUAAAUAUAGCACUCAUGACUUCAGCAAAUCAUGUCAAUAUAGAAGAUUUUGAAUAAGUUGAAUUUCUUGUUCUGCCAUGUUUUAAGGAGAAAUCAGCCAUGCGAUUAAGUACUCUUUUACAGAGUGUGUUUUUUGUCAUUUCACUGGCAAAACUGGCCUUAAGUUUUAUUUAUUUUGCGUUUGAAAUGUCUGAAAAAGUCUUAAUACCUACAUAAGCGUGAACGUUUGCAGAUACUGUGUAGGUAAGGAUGAGUAUAUUGAGUUUUCUGCACCUAGUCAGUGCUAUGAAUGGAUGUGUGCUGGGCAAUGGCGCACCAUUAUACUGUACUGAGAGUACUUUGGGAAAUAUAAUCAAAGCUGUUUUUAAUCAUCUGAGCCAUUCUAAUGUUUUAAUAAGCCAGCAAUAAGAGCUGUAGCCAAAAGCAAUAUUGCUACUUUGUGAUGCUUGUUCUAUCAUAUUGUACUGUAUAUGAAUAUGUUAGUCAUUCUCCUGAGUUGUAUGGUUUACAGUUAUAAAGGAAUGAAUCUCUACUACCUCGUAUCAGCACUGUAUGGUACGGUACACAGGAGGGGAAUGUACAGUAGCUGCACCAAGUAGAGUACACAAUCAUUCACUGUUACCUAAUAGGGAUGUAACGAUACAUAGAUUCACAAUUCGAUUCGUGAUACUUUCACAUUGAAGAAUCCUUUUUUAUUUCUGAGGUGGAUAACAAUGUGCAAAAGAAAACACAUUUCCUUUUCUAAAACUGAAAAUAUAACCCUGUCAACUACAAUAGCCAAAACAUUCAAUUUUAAAUAGGAUGUUGCAUUCUCAAUGUCAAAGACUGUAUUCAGAACCACCUACUUCAUGUUACAGACGAACUUCAUACUGCUUUUUAUAGUAGUAUGUAGUAUGAAACUGUAAAAUCAAUUUAUUUUGCAAUAUGCUAGACCAGACUCAGUCAGUUUCUGGUUUUGGAAAGCGGAAGUUAACAAUAGCACAGCUAAUAGCAAACCACCGCUACUGUGUAGCAUCCCAUUAUCGAAAAGAAGGAGAUGUUAUAAUUGUGGAUUUUUGUGAUUUUCCCAAAGAUGGAGUGAGAGAGCUGAUGAUUGGAAGCAACCAAAUUACUUCAGUGCAAAUGUAAUGUGUGUUUUGUAGCUCGUUUACUACAAAACAGUAGUUAUUACAGAAUAACAGCGGUAAGAAAAUUAACAAUUACAUAAAUGUUCUUACAACUGCCUCAAAAUCAAUUCAAAAUCUACACAGCUAAUGUCUGGCCUCAAAUGUUCUCUGACGAGGCGAGUUAAGCUGAUCGUUUCAUACUGGAGAUUUUAGCUAGGACAUCUGGGUAUUUUUGGCAUACUGUAGAUUUAGCUUUUGUUAGCAUACUGCGUACUACAAGCUACAUUAUGGCCAAAGUUCGAAUACAGCCUAACCUUUGACCUGAUGCUGCCGUGUCUUUAUACCUUCAUGCAGUGUGAAGGUUAAACAAGCAAAGUCAAAAGUAGAUAGCUCUCCUCUCCUGUUUAAAAAGAUUAUCACCAUCCAUUUGUCACCUCACGGAUUUGAAUCUUCACGUUUGUGUCGCCAUUUAACCGUAUAUCGUUACAUCCCUGUUACCUAAGCUACAACAGUUAGCCAGCAGUUAGUCGGUUUGUAGUUACUGCACCUGUUUUCAUUUUAGAAAGGGAAUAAAAAUGCAGUUCCCCCGCCCCCGAGUGAAAUUCCUUUUGGAACUGAAUAGAUCAACCCUGACAGCUUUCUUCUUGUAGGAAACCUCAGCCUUACAAACUGCAUGGUGCCAUCUUGUCUCAGUUAUUCAAUCGAAGAAUCAGACUUAUCGAUAAACUCUGAAAAUAUCUCUGUUCUUUAUAAAAACUUGAAUGACCAAUACCGCUGGCAUUGGCUGCUAACAUUGUUUCACUUUUCAUGUUUGAGAAAAUGUCAAUAAUAUGUAUUAUAGAAUAUAACUCUCCAAUGUACUGUACCCUAUAUUCAGUCAUUUUAUCCAGGCUUAAAAUAUGAAUGAAACAGCAGCGUAGAAUUUUUGUUUUGUUUUGUUUUUUUCAAGUCUCUGUAGGAGAUUUUAUUCAUAGAAAUUAAGUCUUAACGUUGAUAAUUGUUUUGGCAGGAGAACAGCAGAUGAGACAAGGAUGGUUUACAUAAAGGCAGCAAACUAAAACACCUGCUUUCACCCACAUAAUAAAUAAAACCACAUCAUCACUGGUCCAUCCAUGUACCCAGGUCCUCUGUCAUGAGAUUUGCACAAAAAAUAAAGCUGCUGAGUGAA
This is a messenger RNA of Morone saxatilis (striped sea-bass), 3656 nucleotides long. RefSeq names its product major facilitator superfamily domain containing 3 (gene slc33a2). Bases 1 to 1266 code for a protein of 421 amino acids. Lineage: Eukaryota; Metazoa; Chordata; Actinopteri; Moronidae. The record is from RefSeq and is a predicted model, not a curated record. Gene Ontology annotation, biological process: transmembrane transport. Gene Ontology annotation, molecular function: transmembrane transporter activity. The transcript is spliced from 5 exons. Gene Ontology annotation, cellular component: membrane.